AUGUCAGCGCAAUCUCCUCGCAAGAAGUGCGGCGUCCUCGGCUGCACUGGCUCCGUCGGCCAGCGCUUCAUCCUCCUCCUCCAGGGCCACCCGACGCUCACCCUCCACGCCAUCGGCGCCUCGUCUCGCUCCGCCGGCAAGAAGUACAAGGACGCCGUGCGAUGGAAGCAGGCCUCGCCCAUUGGCGACGUCGCCGACAUGGUCGUGAGGGAGUGCCGCCCGGAGGAGUUCCAGGACUGCGACGUGGUCUUCAGCGGGCUCGAUUCCGAUGUCGCGGGCGAUGUGGAGAUGGCCUUCCUCAAGGCUGAAAUCCCCGUCUUCUCCAACGCCAAAAACUACCGCCGCGAUCCCCUCGUCCCGCUCGUCGUGCCCACCGUCAACCUGCCUCACCUCGACCUCAUCCCCCACCAGCGAUCCGUCCACAAGCUGUCCAAGGGCUUCCUCGUCUGCAACUCCAACUGCGCCGUCAUCGGGCUCGUCAUCCCCUUCGCCGCCCUCCAGGCCGCCUUUGGCCCCAUCUCCACCGUCAGCAUCGUCACCAUGCAGGCCGUCUCGGGCGCGGGAUACCCGGGCGUGUCCAGCAUGGACAUCAUCGACAACGUGGUGCCCUUCAUCCAGGGCGAGGAGGACAAGCUCGAGACCGAAGCCAGGAAGAUUCUCGGCUCCAUUGACGAUGGGCGCACUGCCUUUGUCGAGCAGACCGGCCUUCGUGUCUCGGCAUCGUGCAACCGCGUCCCCGUCAUGGAUGGCCACACUGCUUGCGUGAGCCUCAAGUUCGAGCGCCAGCCUCCUCCUUCACCGGAAGAGUGCAAGGCUGCUCUGCGGGCAUACGUCUCCGAGGCCCAGAAGCUGGGAUGCCCCUCCGCGCCUAACCCACCCAUCAAGGUCUUUGAGGAGGACGACCGGCCGCAGCCGAGACUGGAUCGUGAUCUGGGCAGAGGAUACACUGUCAGCGUGGGCAGAGUGCGUGCUGACGAGAGUGGCAUCUUUGAUUUGAAAUUCGUUGCCUUGAGCCACAACACGGUUAUUGGAGCGGCUGGCUCAUCGAUCCUCAAUGCUGAGGCUGCUAUCCUCAAGGGCUACAUCUAA
Trichoderma asperellum CBS 433.97 is the source of this 1089-nucleotide messenger RNA. RefSeq lists its product as uncharacterized. Gene Ontology annotation, molecular function: aspartate-semialdehyde dehydrogenase (NADP+) activity; NADP binding; NAD binding. Lineage: Eukaryota; Fungi; Ascomycota; Sordariomycetes; Hypocreales; Hypocreaceae. The record is from RefSeq and is a predicted model, not a curated record. Gene Ontology annotation, biological process: L-threonine biosynthetic process.